AUGUCGACAUCCGCCUUCAUUAUCUGUGUUUUAGUGCUUCUAUGGGUACUAAGGAAAUAUACCCAAUUUCGAGAUCGUACUUUAUCGAGGGCACCAUACCCCCCUGGACCUGUUCCCAAACCGUUGAUUGGAAAUGCUCUUGACUUCCCAAUAUCGUUUCCUGCUUUGAAAUACGCAGAGUGGGGAAAUAUUUAUAAAAGCCAAAUCCUCCACAUAGAAGCAUUUGGACAACAUAUUGUCGUUCUUAAUAAUCGCGAAGAUGCUGAAGAACUGUUGGAUAGAAGGGCCAAGCUCUAUUCAGAUCGACCCGAAAUACCUGUCAUGAAGCUAAUGGGCUGGAGCUAUAACAUUGCAAUUUUGCGGUAUGGGGACGAAUGGAGGCGGUGUAGAAAGAUAUGUCAACAGAACUUCAAUCAGAAAGCCUCUCAAGCCUAUCAACCACUCCAAAGAAAAGAAGUUCUUCGAUUCCUUCAAGCUCUACAUAGCUCCCCUAAGGAGUUCGAUGCUCAUAGCAAACGAUUGUCGAUAUCUCUUACGAUGUUGAUGAUGUAUGGAUAUGAAGUUCAGUCCAUCUCAGACCCUGUCGUUACUGUGGCCGACGAAGCAAUCAGGCUUGGUGGUCAACUGGUAAUACCGGGUGGAACGCUCAUAAAUAUUUUCCCCAUGCUUCAACACAUACCUGCCUGGUUUCCCGGUGCCUCUUCUCAGAAAUUGGCGAAGAUUGUGCGAGAGCUCUCAGAUGAAAUGAUGUCAAUUCCAACCAAAUUCGUGAAGAAAAGUCUCGAAGAAGGGACGGCCGUCCCGUCAUUUGUAACUGAUUUCUAUGUAAAGAAACAAACCCACGGUGCCACAUUGGAAGAGGAGGAAAUGGUUAAAAAUAUUGCAUUUUCAGUUUAUGGCGGAGCAUCCGAUACGACUAUUUCCGCUACUGGAACAUUUCUUUGGGCAAUGGCAGUAAACCCCAAUGUCAUGAAGAAGGCACAGUCCGAAAUUGAUACUGUCAUUGGUCUUAAUCGUCUCCCAACAUUCGAAGAUCGUGACUCGCUCCCCUACAUUGAAGCCAUAUAUCGUGAAGUAUUGCGAUCACUUCCACCUUUGCCCCUUGGCGGGCCUCACACAACCAUUCAAGAUGAUCACUACAAGGGGUAUUUCAUCCCCAAAGGUGGGUAUCAGCCUGUCAUCGAAUUAGAAUAG
This is a messenger RNA of Psilocybe cubensis, 1194 nucleotides long. RefSeq lists its product as uncharacterized. The record is from RefSeq and is a predicted model, not a curated record. NCBI's taxonomy places the organism in Eukaryota, Fungi, Basidiomycota, Agaricomycetes, Agaricales, Agrocybaceae. The transcript has 7 exons. The coding region runs from base 1 to 1194 and encodes 397 amino acids. Gene Ontology annotation, molecular function: monooxygenase activity; heme binding; oxidoreductase activity, acting on paired donors, with incorporation or reduction of molecular oxygen.